AAAUUGAAAUUUCCCUUGUUUUAUUAUAGGUAGUAGGCAGGGACGGGAAUGAUAAAGUGGCGCGGCCUUUGAAUAGUAUAAAAGCUUAACUGUCGUCACACUACACUACUACUGGUCUGGUCAUUUCGAAAUUGGUACUGUACAGAGAAGGAAAGGAAAUACGCUCAGAUGCUUUAGGGCAUGGCCAACUUGCCCAGUCUCCUUCACGAGCUCCGAGAACGCAUUGCUGCUUCUUCCUCCUCUCCUCCUUCCAAUGCAGACGAUGAAGCUGUCAAUGUUAGGUUCCGUGCGGUGCUUCCUUGUCUCUACGCCUAUGUUGUUCCCUCACCCUCGGCCGAGAAAGAAGUGAUAGCUAUUUUGAAGCUCAUUACCCAAAUUGCCAAGAUUUUUCCCGGAGUCUUUUAUCAUGGGAAGGCGAGCUCUAUUUUACCUGUUCUUGGUCGGAUUCUGCCUUUCUUAGCGGAACCCGCAUUUCGUUCUCGGCAUGGUGUAAUUUUUGAAACCGUGGGGUCACUUUUAUCUUUGCUUCGGACUGGAACACGAGAUGCUUACCGUCUUUUUUUUAUUGACGCCAUGUUGGUUGUUGAAGAUAUUUUCUAUCUAGCAUCAUUCUGCGCUGACCAUGCAAGCACUUCAGAACCCACUAGAUUAACUUUAAGGUGUUUCAUUAAGUCAUUUGAUGAGAUUUCAAAUGAUCCAGCUCUUCUAGGAGAUAUUGCAGCAUGUAACAAACCAACAGAUGGCACUGGUAUUUUGAUUAACCUAUCAAACAAAGAAAGGUGGCAACCUUUUGCAAGUUGGAUGAUCAGGCUUCUUGCAAAAUGCAUUACAGAAGGAACUCUAUAUGUAGAAGGACUAUUUAAUGUAUCAUUUGUAAUGGCUGCAUGCUCUUUGUUAUGUUAUGGAGAUGCAGAGUUGCAUGUGGCAUGUUUUGACUUGGCAAGCAUCAUUGCUUCAGCAGUAAAUUUUGACAUUCUUCCUCAUCAGAAUAUAAUUCAAUCGAUAUCCACUAUAUUAAGUGAGGACAAAGAGGGGCUUCCUGUGUAUAGAAACAUGGUUUAUGAUUCGUCAUUGGGUGGUUGCCUGAAUGCAUUACACUCUAGUUGCUCUGAUGUUAUUGUUAAGUUAACAGCUGCUGAUUUAGUAAAUGUGUUUCCUCAAUCAAUAAGGAGAACCAAAAGCCAGGAGCUUAAGGUUGCAAUGUGCACUGCAUAUAUUCGCAUUGCAAAAACUUGUCCUCCUCAUAUAUGGAAGCCUGAGUCACUUCUUUACACACUUUCUCUUCCAGAACCAUGCUUCUCCCUUAUAGACUGCCUUCAAGUAGCUCUUUCCAUACUUGGUCCUGAUCGUGUUGGAGGAAAAGUGACUAGUUGUAGAAAUCUAGAUUUUUCACUAUCAAGUGACAAAUCUGCUGGAAACACAAGGGUUGGGGAAAAGAGACACAUUCACGAUAAUAAGGCUUUCCAGACCAAACGGCAGAAGUUGGAUGGGGAAAUUAUAGCUUCUGAUGACAGUAAUCAGAUGGUGCAAAAACAUGCAUUUGUUGUUGCUUGUGAAAGAGAAGACUAUGCACAUAAUAUGCAUUCUUCACUUCUUUCUUUACUUAAAUCUUUAAAAUCUCCAGCUGUCAGUGCAAGUUCUUUAAAACCACAUCUAGCUUUAACAGCUCUUAGCAUGCUUUGCAUCACCUUCUGUAGAUAUCCACAGACCAAUGUGGCACUUAUAAUCUUUCAGGAGAUGUAUUCAUGGAUACCCUGGAUACUGGAACAGGCAAACCAAGAUAGUUCAACUUCAAUCAUGCCGGAUUUUUCUAUUUAUCUUGAAGGAAUUCACUGCAUAUUGCUUCUGCAAAGUCCGGUUUUGGGGGAAAGCAAGAUAUUUGGAAAUCAGGGUUUUAAUGAAGACCUUGUACGCUUACUGAUUAAACUUCCUUGGACUCAUUCCGUCAUUGGUAGCGAGCCUAAUAACAUGAGGAAAACAAAAUGCCUCUCCGUUCAAAUUGCAAGCAAACUUGCUAAUAGCAGAAGUGAAUCUGAUCUGGAAGUGCUUGAUUUGGGCCUACAUGAUGAAGAUGAAGAAGUUAGAAUUGAGGCAGUAAUGUCAAUACCAGUUAUUGCUAUGUGGUCUGGUCCUCAGAUACUAUCACAUACAUUUAGAAGGCUGGAAUUCAUAGAAGGAGAAAAACAUGACAAGGUUAAAAAUGUUAUUCCAUUUUCUCUUGGUUACUUAUCAUGCCUUCAUGGUUCUUGUAACACUGGAGAUGGUGUGGAUAAAAGUAAAUUCAAAUUAUUCGUGAAUACAACAAAUGAAAAACAGUGUCAAACACUAGGUUAUCUAUUGCAAGGAUUUUUGUGUUCGAAGUGUGACAAAAAAAAUAAAUGCAAGAACGAAUUGUAUUCGAAAGGUGUGAAUAUGCUUGAUAUGCACUGCUGGGAAAUCGGUACAGAUUGUGAUUUCAGCCUCCUAAGGAAUUUGUUUUUUGAACUUCUUUACAAUGAGUCAUCUGAAGAGGUUCAAGUUUCUUGUGUAAAAAAUAUUCGUAGGAUCAUAAUACAUGAAACCGCUGCUGAUCUCACCGAAACAGGAUCAAGAUGGAUUAGAUGUGUUAGUUUUUUGCUUCUUAACAAAAAGAAGGCUAUAAGAGAAGCAUUUUGCAGUCAAAUUAGCUCAUUCCUUGAAGAUACUGUUUUGAGUUGUUUAUUUCCUGAUGAGAACACACCACAGAAAAGUAAAGAACAAAAAUUUACAGAUAUAAUCAAACAUGCACUGGCAGCUGCUGAAGACCCCCAAAUAUUUGAGACCCUUUUGGAAACAACUGCAGAAAUUAUUGUUGCUGUGGAUAUAUACAAUCAGCUCUUUUUGUUUUCUCUAAUCUUAUUGAUUGAUCAGCUUGAUAAUUUUCACGUGACAGUAAGAAUGAAUGCAUCAAGGCUAAUACACAAAUCUUGCUUGUUCCAUCUUAGAGGAGGUAUUGAGUUAAUUAUCUCAAAAGUGGUUCAUGUUCGAAAUGAACUUUUUAAUUAUUUGUCAGCAAGGCUUUCCAGCCAUCCGGUAAUGAUCAGAGAGUUUGCAGAAGCAGUUCUAGGUGUUGAAACUGAAAAACUUGUCACGAGAAUGGUUCCUGUUGUCCUUCCAAAACUCAUUGUGUCUCAGCAGGAUGAUGAUCAAGCAGUUGAUGUGUUAAAUGAGUUGGCUAAGUGUUUGAACACUGAUAUGGCAACUUUGAUAGUUCAUUGGCUACAUAAAGUGCUAGCUUUUGCUUUUCAUCGUGCAGAUGGCCAAGAGUUGCUAUCUGUUUUGCAAUUUUACCAAGCCCAGACUGGUUCCGACAAGCAAGAACUUUUUGCAGCUGCAUUACCGGGGCUUUUAGAUGAACUUGUAUGUUUUUUAGAUGGAACUGAUGCAGAUGAAAUAAGCAGAAGGUUAGCAAGAGUACCUGAGAUUAUAAAAGAAAUUGCUAGGGUUCUAAUUGGCGGUGAAGAUCUUCCAAGCUUUUUGAGGCACCAUUUUGUUGGGCUCCUUAAGAGUAUUGAUAUAAAGAUGCUCCACUCAAACGAUUAUUCACUGCAGAAACAAGCCUUACAACGUAUUAAGAUGCUGAUUAAGAUGAUGGGUUCUCAAAUUGGUACCUAUGUGCCAAAACUGAUGGUUCUUCUUAUGCAUGCUAUUAAUACAGAACCACUGCAGAGUGAGGGUCUCAACUUGUUGCAUUUUUUCAUCAAGCAAUUGGCUGAACUGUCACCAUCUAGCACAAAAUAUGUAGUUUCUCAAGUCUUUGCUGCUCUGAUUCCCUUCACAGAGAGAGACAAUGAAAAUCCAACAAAACAUCUAGAGAAAGUCGGAAAAAUAUUAGAAGACCUUGUGUUGAACAACAAAGUUAUUUUAAAGCAAUAUCUUUGUGAGUUCCCCAUAUUGCCUAAUUUUCCAGCUCUAUCAGAAGUCAAUAAAGUUCUACAAGAAGCCCGUGGGUCAAUGACUUUGAAUGAUCAAUUGCGAGAUGUUGUUGAUGGUCUGAAUCAUGAGAACGUAAAUGUGAAAUAUAUGGUAGUUUGUGAGUUGAGAAAGUUAUUAAAUCUGAGAAGAGAAGAGGUUACAGGUUUAAUAACUGCUGAAGGUGGCAGAAACAUGGAUACUUUGAGCUCUUUGAUCACAUCUUUAUUGAGAGGUUGUGCAGAAGAAUCACAUACAGCAGUUGGACAACGUCUGAAGUUGGUCUGUGCUGAUUGUCUCGGAGCAUUGGGUGCAGUUGACCCAGCAAAGGUGAAGGGUUUUUCAUGCCAACGUUUUAAAAUUGAAUGUUCUGAUGAUGACCUUAUAUAUGAGUUGAUUCACAAGCAUCUCGCUAGAGCUUUUAGAGCUGCACCUAACACUAGUAUUCAAGACUCAGCUGCAUUAGCAAUGCAAGAGCUGCUAAAGAUUGCUGGUUGUGAGGCACCGAUGGAUGAGAAUGUUGUUGCUUCUAGGACUGAAUCACUGAAGGAGAAAUCUUUAGAGCAUGCUGGAGCAGGAACAAAAAAUAUUAUUGAUGGUAGCAUUCAGGUUAAGAGGGGUCAAAAAUUGUGGGACAGGUUUUCUAAUUAUGUGAAAGAAAUAAUAGCCCCUUGUCUAACCUCUAGAUUUCAACUUCCUAAUUUUGCCGAUUCUGCACUGGUUGGCCCAAUUUAUCAACCAUCUUUGUCAUUUAGAAAAUGGAUAUUCUUUUGGAUAAAAAAGUUGAUGGCACAUGCAACAGGUUCUCGCGCAAGGAUUUUUAAUGCAUGUCGAGGUAUAGUGCGUCAUGACAUGCAGACAGCGGUAUACCUACUGCCAUAUAUAGUUCUUAAUGUUGUUUGCCAUGGAACUGAGGAGGCACGACAUUGUGUAACAGAAGAAAUCCUAUGCGUUCUUGAUGCUGUAGUAUCAGAAAACAGUGGAGUUACUAUUCAUGGAGCGAAUGGUAGGCAAACUGAAGUUUGUGUACAAGCGGUGUUUACUCUUCUUGAUAAUCUUGGGCAAUGGGUGGAUGACGUUAAACAAGAUCUGGCCCUUUCCCCAUCUGCACGACCAUCCUCUUCAAAGCAACAAGCAUUAAAGCCAAAAGAUCAAUCUCAAACUUCAAUGAUGGAUCAUGACCAACUUAUAACACAAUGUAAACAUGUAUCAGAACUUUUGUCAGUAAUCCCAAAAGUAACACUUGCCAGGGCUUCCUUAAGAUGUCAGGCCUAUGCAAGGUCCUUAAUGUACUUUGAAUCUUAUGUAAGGGGGAAGUCAGGUUCUUUCAACCCUGCAGCUGAGAGAAGUGGAAUUUUUGAGGAUGAAGAUGUUUCUUACCUAAUGGAAUUAUACAGUUGUCUAGAUGAGGUUGAUGGUCUAUCUGGGUUGGCAUCUUUACGUAAAUCUUUGAUGCUACAAGACCAAAUUCUAAUAAACAAAAAGGCAGGAAACUGGGCAGAGGUCUUAACUUAUUGUGAACAAGCUUUGCAGAUGGAGCCUACUUCUGUACAAAGACAUUCUGAUGUUCUGAAUUGUUUACUCAAUGUGUGCCACCUUCAAGCCAUGGUUACUCAUGUUGAUGGUUUAAACUCAAGAAUUCCUCAGUACAAGAAAACAUGGUGCAUGCAAGGUGUGCAAGCAGCAUGGAGACUUGGCAGGUGGGACUUGAUGGAUGAAUUCCUUAAGGGAGCUAAUGAAGACAGUUUAACUUGUAGCAGCUCUGAGAGCAAUGCGUUAUUUGAGUUGGAUGUUGCCAAGAUUUUCCAGGCAAUGAUAAAGAAGGACCAGUUUUCAGUUGCUGAAAAGAUUGCACAAUCUAAGCUAGCAUUAAUUGCUUCUCUGGCAGCUGCAGGAAUGGAUUCCUACACACGGGCAUACCCAUUUGUUGUGAAACUUCACUUUCUUCGAGAGUUGGAGGACUUCCAAACUAUUCUUGCUAAUGAAUCCUUCUUGGAGAAGUCAUUUCAAGUAGGUGACAUGAGCUUCUCUAAGAUGAUGGAGAACUGGGAAAAUCGCCUUCGAUUUACACAGCCGUCACUAUGGACAAGGGAGCCUCUUUUAGCUUUUCGAAGAAUGGUUUUCGGUACCAGUGGUCUUGGUGCUCAAGUAGGUAAUUGUUGGCUUCAAUAUGCAAAGCUUUGUCGCACAGCUGGUCAUUAUGAAACGGCCAAUCGAGCCAUCCUUGAAGCCCAAGCUUCAGGUGCUCCUAAUGUACACAUGGAGAAGGCUAAGCUUUUGUGGAAUACCAGGAGAUCUGAUGGUGCCAUAGCUGAGUUGCAACAAUCACUCCUGAAUAUGUCUGUGGAAGUUGUAGGAUCUGCAGCAAUAUCAUCCAUUAGUAGUCUGUCCGUGGUUCCACUAAACUCUGCACCUUUAGUUUGUGAUACCCAAUGUUCGAGUGAGAGUCGUGAUAUUGCAAAAACUCUCCUCCUAUAUGCUAGAUGGAUUCAUUACACUGGGCAGAAACAGAAAGAAGAAGUAAUUAUUUUUUACUCUAGGGUAAAGGAAUUACAGCCCAAGUGGGAGAAAGGAUUCUUCUACAUGGCCAAGUAUUGUGAUGAAGUGCUUGCUGAUGCCAGGAAGCGUCAGGAAGAAAAUUCUGAUUUAGGUCAUGGGAAGAUACCAUCAAGUACUGCUGGUUCAUCGAAUUCAGCUAAUGAAAAGCGCUGGUGGUCUUAUGUGCCUGAUGUGCUUUUAUUCUAUGCCAAGGGGCUUCACAGGGGGCAUAAGAAUCUCUUUCAGGCACUUCCAAGGUUGUUAACCCUAUGGUUUGAUUUUGGAAGUUUUUACCAAAGAACCAAUUCAUCUUCUAAUAAGGAUAUCAAAAGCGUUCACGGAAAGGUAAUGAGUAUAAUGAGAGGUUGUUUAAAGGAUUUGCCAACGUAUCAGUGGUUAACUGUACUGCCUCAAUUGGUUUCUAGAAUUUGUCAUCAGAAUGAGGAAGUUGUUCGAUUGGUGAAACACAUAAUCACCUCAGUUCUUCGACAGUACCCACAACAAGCACUGUGGGUUAUGGCAGCAGUUUCAAAGUCCACUGUUCCUUCUAGGAAGGAGGCAGCUGCAGAAAUCAUACAAUCUGCACGGAAGGGAUUUAGCCAGGGUAAUAGUGGCAACAAUUUGUUUAUUCAGUUCGCUAGCAUGGUAGAUCACUUGAUUAAGUUGUGCUUUCAUGCUGGUCAACCUAAAUCAAGGACAAUUAACAUCUCAAUUGAGUUUAGUUCUCUGAAGAGGAUGAUGCCACUAGGAAUUAUUAUGCCAAUUCAACAAUCUCUUACAGUUAAUCUUCCGACUUGUGAUGGGAAUCUGAGUGAUUCACUUACCUCUGAUAUCUUUUCUGUGACUGAUCUUCCAACAAUAGCAGGGAUAGCAGAUGAGGCUGAGAUUCUUUCAUCUCUUCAACGACCUAAGAAAAUUAUUCUACUGGGCAGUGACGGCAUGGAACGCCCAUUCCUCUGCAAACCAAAAGAUGAUCUCCGGAAGGACGCCCGCAUGAUGGAGUUCACUGCAAUGAUAAAUCGUUUGUUGUCAAAAUACCCAGAAAGCCGUCGAAGGAAGCUCUACAUUCGCACCUUUGCUGUGAUACCUUUGACAGAGGAUUGUGGCAUGGUAGAGUGGGUGCCUCAUACUCGUGGACUUAGGCAUAUACUGCAAGACAUUUAUAUUACCUGUGGGAAAUUUGACAAGCUAAAGACAAAUCCUCAGAUUAAACGGAUAUAUGAUCAGUGCCAUGGUAAAAUGCCUGAAGAUGAGAUGCUGAAAAAUAAAAUUCUUCCGAUGUUCCCUCCAGUUUUUCAUAAAUGGUUUUUGACAACUUUUUCUGAGCCAGCUGCUUGGUUUAGAGCAAGGAUUGCUUAUGCACACACUACUGCUGUGUGGUCAAUGGUUGGGCACAUUGUGGGACUUGGUGAUAGGCAUGGUGAAAACAUUCUUUUUGAUUCUACUACCGGUGACUGUGUUCAUGUUGAUUUCAGUUGUUUAUUUGACAAGGGCUUGCAGUUGGAGAAGCCAGAGCUGGUUCCAUUCAGGCUAACUCAGAACAUGAUUGAUGGCUUGGGAAUCACUGGUUAUGAAGGAAUCUUCUUGAGAGUGUGUGAAAUCACACUUUCAGUUCUCAGGAUGCAUAGGGAAACUUUGAUGAGUGUGCUUGAAACCUUCAUUCAUGAUCCUCUUGUGGAGUGGACAAAAUCUCACAAGUCCAGUGGGGUGGAAGUUCAAAAUCCACACGCACAGCGUGCCAUCAGUAACAUUGAAGCAAGGUUGCGAGGAGUUGUGGUUGGAGUUGGUGCAGCUCCAUCAUUGCCUCUUGCUGUUGAAGGCCAGGCUCGUCGGUUGAUUACUGAAGCAAUCUCACACAAAAAUCUUGGCAAGAUGUAUAUAUGGUGGAUGCCAUGGUUUUGAAACUGUGUAAGGGGACUGGGGACACAUCCCAUGUUAUUGAGGCUUCUACAAGUAUCUCCAGCUAUUACUAUGGAUUUUCUGGUUUGAGCUUGCCUUUUUCACUGAAAAUCAAGGUGGAACCGUGAAAGAUUGUAUAAAAUAUUACAAUAAGGUGACAGUCUUCCAGAUAUCUAAGUUAGGAGAGAAUAACCAAAAGGAUUCCCUACUUUCUGGAUCAACACAACCAAUCUUUCACACUUUUCCCUUUGGCAAUUAAACAACCGGCAUUCUUUCUAUCAAUUCUCAUGGGACUCUUCAUCCGAACCAUCAUCUCUUUGAUCAUGGUUUUCACUGGAGAAACACCUCUUACAUUGCUAUGCUUUCCUGAUCCACAGACAACUACAACCUCAGCUGGUACAACAGGUUUGCCAUCAUUGUUUAAACUGAAUCUGCUUCGCAUCUCCUCUAUCCACUGUAACAUUAUGAAGUAAGCUGAGCCCAGAUGCAUUCCAUGCAAAUCCAAUUUCACCUCCAUAGAAUCCCACACCAUGGCCUCCUCCAAAACCUGUGACCCCUCUAACUCCUUAACCAGCAGAGCCUCGUCACCUUUCAAAGUCCCAUGUAGCUCAUCCAUGGAGAGUGGGAUAUUAUUUCUCAGGUCUUGUAGCAUUGCUGAAAUAGUCGGGCAUGCAUUCAAGACAGUAUUAUAUGUCCUGAUUGAGAAAGGAAUAGUAGAAGUUUUCAUUUUCUGAAGCCAUGAGACCAUCUGGGGAAGAUCAUUAUGGGCUCCAUACGAAGAAAGAACCAUGUUCGAACAUAUUGUGUCAAUCACCAACCCUUCAUCCUCCAUUUGGUGCACAAUUCUGAGCAUGUCACUCAACAAUCCUAUUCGUCCAUAGGCAUACAUGAGAGACCUAAACUCGAAAACAGAAGGUUUAAGACCAUUGCCUCUCAUCUCCUCCAUUAAGCUCUCCCCUUCACUGGGUCGAUCCAUCGUGCAUAAACCACUGACCAUUGACUCAAAGGCUCGGCGCUUGACAUAAACAGAGGAAGAGCUACAAAGAAGUUGAUACAGUUGAGUGUAGCAACUGUCAAAGCCAUGUGUGGAGCUUUGCUUAGAGUGUGACUCGACCAAGUUGCAGUAGAACAUAGCAAGUUCUCGGUGUCGAUCCAAUUUCGAAACAGCCUCCGAAAUCAGUGCUUCUGAUUCGUUGUAUCGGCCAUGUUUAUCAAGCAAUGCAGCCAGUGCUGCUACUAGCUUUGGGUUAAACUGGAACCAAGAUGCUUCUUUGAUCCUUGAAUACAGCUGCAUUCAAAUGAACUCGAUUAUAUAUUAUUUAGAAUAUAAUUCUGAAGCCGGACUAAGAGACAAAAAAAAAAUAUGAAGUACGUACUAGGAGGGAGUGAGAGGUGAGGUGGGGGUGAGUGGUAUCCGGAGAAAGGAGAUGAGAGAGAGCGUUCAGAGAUAUGGAUUUAGGUGAGGCUGCCACGAAUUUUCCGAUCAACUUGUGGGCGGCGGAGGAAUCCCCAGCUUUGACUGAGAGAGUGGAGAGGAAGCGGUGGCCUUGUUUCGUCAGUGCGCAUUGAAUAAACGAUGGUUGCGACGACAGUGGUUGAUGUUGGUGAUAAGCAAAAGCGAAUGGGGCUGGGAUUUGGGGAGAGCUUACAUGAAAACAUACUGUCAUUUGUGUUUGGUUUUCUCAGUCUCAGCUGAGGUUCGUCACUGCAGAUUGAUUGGCUUCUCGACCCUGCCACUGCCAGUCUCUACCGAUAUAUUUGUCGAUUGUUACUUUUUUAAUGGGCCUCUUGCAUUUUCUAUUGGCUGGGCUCAUCAAAAGCUAAGGCCCAAGCCCACUACCCUUGUAAUUGGAAUGCAUACCAACUUCUCCUCUUCCUUUCCUAUCUACGGUUUGAACUUUUACGUUUUAUUGUGAAGAUUUUAAGAUUACUAAUGAAGUCAUAUCUUCUGUUUGUUGUUUGGUGUUUAAAGUUGCAAAAUCUAAUAGUUUAUUGAGAAAUUAUAGUAAAAUGGCUAAAAAAUAUACUAAAUAAAUUUGUAGGGAAAUGAUCUUUACACUUUUUACAUAAAAUUGUCAUGGUUCUCAUCUUUUUAAUAAUAUUUAAUUUAUAUUUUUAGAAGCA
Molecule: messenger RNA, 10491 nt
Organism: Cannabis sativa
Lineage: Eukaryota; Viridiplantae; Streptophyta; Magnoliopsida; Rosales; Cannabaceae
Product: serine/threonine-protein kinase ATR
Exons: 17
Coding region: 181-8370 (2729 amino acids)
Biological process (GO): protein phosphorylation; DNA damage checkpoint signaling; telomere maintenance
Cellular component (GO): nucleus
Molecular function (GO): protein serine/threonine kinase activity; protein binding
Source: RefSeq, a predicted model, not a curated record